Molecule: messenger RNA, 666 nt
Organism: Microthlaspi erraticum
Lineage: Eukaryota; Viridiplantae; Streptophyta; Magnoliopsida; Brassicales; Brassicaceae
Source: the annotation of a GenBank genome assembly
AUGGAUAGAGAUGUAAAAGGCCUGAUAAGCCCAAUGAAACAUAGUGGGCCUAAUAUGAGAAAAUCGCCGUUCACCGAUUCCUUCUCGAUCAUCUCCUACCAGGGUUCUUUAAACUUUGGUACUAUGGGCGAUUUCUCGAUCCAGAUCAGUUCGAAGCUGAUCAAACAGUUAGCUGAAGAGAGCGAGCAACCGAAGAGGAAGGUUAAAAGAACCAAACCGAAAGUCUCACAACGGAGCAAGACUGAUCAAGCGAGAACACACCACGACCACCACGAAGCAGAGAAACCAACUCCAAAGGCGGAAACACCACCGGUGCAGCCAGCGUUUUUCUUCCCGAUACCGCAACAACAAGCAGCAGCAGCAGGAGCAAGCGUAGAGUUGGAGUCGAUAAGAUCCGUUCUGAAAGAGAGCGAGAAGGUUCUUGAGAAGCUGGAGAAACAGGAGAAGAGCAUUGCUGACGAAGUGACGGAGAGAGCCAAGUAUCUUAGGGAGAACGAGUUCAAGAUCCCGGAGCCGAAACCAAUGCCUUGCUCGUCGCAACACGAUGCGUUGAUGAAAUGCUUCAGAGAGAAUAUUGACGACCAGCUGAAAUGUAGCGGUUUGGUUAGGAUUUUCGAGAAUUGCUCACGCCGUUUCGCAAAGCCAGUGACUUCUGAGGAAAAGUAG